GGCUUGGCUGUCAGAGCCUUGUGACUGUCACGCUGCAGAGGGGCUUGGCCAGGGUGGGGGCUUUGAGCUGACUCGCCGGAGGAGAUGCUAAAGGGCAGGCUGGUGUUCUGAAGAACUCUUUCCUCUGGAUCUCUUCUGCUUCACUAAAUAUUUAGAUUAGAAGUGACAGCUGAGCAGUGUCGUCAGCAUGGUGCUUUGCACAGGAGCCCGUCUGGGGCUGGCCCAGAUGGUCUCUGCCACCCUUGGCAGAAGUAACCUGCACUGGCACGUGGCCGCGGUUCCCUUCACUGCCCUGUGUUGAAAAAUAAGGGCCAGGUUCCUGCCUCGCUGUGGCUUUCUGCUCUUUCCUGACAGGAUGGUUCCCCUUGGCUCUGGGCAGGCCUUGCCGCUCGUCUGCGGGCAGUGGCACACUUGGUCAUCCCAGCUGGUGGCCGCCCCAGGAGCACCCAGCGCUGCUCCCCACUGCCGGCCCCACGUCAGCCCAGAUGUGUAGCCUCCCAGCAGCUUCCUGGGGGCUGCAUGCUUCAGCACAUGCUGCUGCCACUGACGCAGAGAUAAAUGGGCUGCGGUGUGCUGAGGUGGGGGCCGCAGGGCUGGCUGGGAUGGGGUGGGAUGGCAUCCCGUCCUCGGAGGAUGAGUCCAAGCAGUGGAGUUCUUGGGAGUGAAGCAGGCUCUCGUUACCUCUGCAUUGCCCAUGAGAGCCCUGUGCGCAAGCAAACGGAGCCGCGGGCACGCUGCUGUCUCUGUUGGGUGCUGGGGAAGGCUGCCCCAGGCCCUGCGUGUUGUGGCAGAGUCUCUGCUGGCAGCCAGGGCAGACUUUGGCACGCAGGGGUCAGCUGGGGACUUGUGCGGGUGUCUGCCCUCUGCCCAGCCAGAUGGCUUUGAUCCGGCCUGCAGCUGGGCAUGGAAGGACUUGGCGUGGAGGGAGCUGCUGGCUGAGGACUUGGGCUAUGUUUGCCUGGGGGCAACCUGGGGACCUUCUAGAAAUGGAAGAAUGUCCUCAAAGUACCCCGAGUCCUCGGGUUUAGGGCUCUGCUGCCUGCCUACCCAGGAGGAGCGCUGGCCUGGCCGGGGCCCCUGCAGGGUCUGGCAGUUCUUUGCCCGUCGGUGUUGCUGGCUGGUGGCUGUAACUCUCCAGGACUUUGUGCUCCCCCGGCGAGUCCCUGGCUUGGCGGGAAGAGCUAGCUGAGCUCUGACUGCUGGGUGUUGUGGCCAGCUGGGCUGAGCAGCAAGAGGCCAAGCGUGCCAGAGGAGUCCCCCGUGGGUAGAGAGAGCCCCUGCAGGGUGGGUGGUACAUACACUUGGAGAGGGAACGGGCACCACUGGUGCCCUCCAAAGUCAGCGUCUGGGGGGAUGCAGGACCUCGCGCAGCCCCUUCUGCCGGUGUGAGGCUGUGCAGCAGUUUCGUGCCUUCCCUGUACGUGCCUGCCGCCGGGGCGGGAGCGGCUGAGUCACCCAGCCGCACGGAGCGUGUUUACAGGUGGCACGUGUCCUGGGGAGUGGAUGUGCUCGGGGACAGCUGGGCACUGUGUGCAGGGGGGAGGUUAGCUGUGUUUGGUCAUGCCAGUGUGCUGCUCUGGCACUGAUGAUGCCCUUGGGGCUGGUGCCCCCUUUGGAGGGAGCUGAGCCUCUCCUGGCAAGCUGGUGACCAGAGAAGGCUCGGAGGGCUGUUGCCUGUGCGCUGCCUCCAGCUGAACGGGAGCUGAGCCUGCGCCGUGGCUCCCGCCGUGCCGGCGCUGCUGCUUCGACAGGUUGGGCCGGUCCCCGCGGAGGUGGGCCCGUCCGGGCGAGCUCGCGGGGGCGGCAGCCGGCUCUGCGCCCUGGCUCCAUGCAGGCGCCGUCCCUUUUUCCCACAACUCUGGGAUGCGACCCGCUGGCCAGCAUGGUGCUGGAGGGGCUGAAGGCCAAGCUGCGGAGAUGGGGCAAGCAGGUGUGCUAUUCCCUGCUGGUGCUGCUCUACAUGGGGUGGCCUGUGUGCCUCACACCCCCUCUCCGUUACAGGCUGGUCUUUGGCAUGCUGUAUCCUGCCUAUGCUUCCUACAAGGCUGUGAAGACUAAAAACAUCCGAGAAUACGUCCGCUGGAUGAUGUACUGGAUCGUGUUUGCAAUCUUCAUGGCCACGGAGACCUUCACUGACAUAUUUAUUUCCUGGUUUCCGUUCUACUACGAGAUCAAGAUGGCUUUUGUCAUCUGGCUCCUCUCCCCCUACACUAGAGGAGCCAGCCUGCUGUACCGCAAAAUCGUGCACCCCACGCUGUCCCGCAAGGAGCAGGAGAUCGACACGUACAUCAUCCAAGCCAGGGAGCGCAGCUACGAGACCAUGGUGCGCUUCGGCAAAAAGGGCCUCAACAUUGCAGCCACGGCCGCGGUGCAGGCGGCAGCCAAGAGCCAGGGUGCGCUGGCCGGGCGGCUCCGCAGCUUCAGCAUGCAGGACCUGCGAUCCAUCCCAGACGAGGCCCCCGUGCAUUACCGAGACCCUCUGUACCUGGAGGAGCCGGAGGGCCAGGGGCAGCCGCUGGGCUACCGAGUGGCUGCAGCCGGCCGGCAGCGUGAGAGCGACACGGACGAUGAGGAGUGCUGGUCGGACUCGCCAGUCUCGCCCAAGGCUGCGUCCCACAGCAGGGACCCCAAGCCGCUCUCCAGGAGCCAGAGCCUGCGCGUGGUGAAGAAGAAGCCGCAGGGCAAAGAGGGCUCUUCCCGCCUGGUGCGUGCCCGGAUCAGGAGGAAGGCAGCUCAGCAGGACCAGGACAGUUAGUGCCCUUGGGGAGGCCCUUUGCCAGGAGUCUUAACCUGAGUUUGCUGCUGCAGCACAAAGAGGGAGCCGUGGUUUGCGUGUCCCUGGCACUGCGGCCGCUCCCUCCCGUGCGCCUCAUGCCGGGCGGCCGGGGAAGGGAUUCCCUGCCGUUUUACACUGUAAAUAUCUUGUUUGCCCUUUGCCUCUUCCUGGCUGCUCUGUACCUCCCAGGGAGUUAUUUGGCUGCUAAUCGAGCCCAGCUGCUUUGCAGAGGGAGGGCAGGGCUGUCCUGAAUCCUUCUGACCCUGACAUGGCCCCGACGCUGUUCCCAGCCGUGCCCCUUCCCCGAGCAUCGCUGCUGCAGGUCGGCACCGGUGCCUCUCCCGCUGCACGCUGGGCUGCCUCGUGCACCGUGAGAGCAGGCUGCCUCUCCCCAGCCUGGCAGAGCCCACGGGGAGAGACGCCGUACAGUCCCGGGCCUUCACGCUCUCCCCUCUACCCUGGUCAGCACUAAGGGCUCUGCUGGGAAGCCCGGUCCUUGCCUCGGUGUCCCUUCCGUGCCCUGCUCUCCCGCCACUGCAUUGCCUUACUCCCUGUAUCCCCUCUCCUCCGGAGCGACGUGCCUUGACCCGUCUGUCCUCUGUGAAGCCAAAGACGCAGCCUGUGCCCAUGGCCCUGGGCUGUCCCGGCCGUGCCUGCAGCUGCGGGCCGCCCUGCAUCCUCCGUACUUGAAAGCAGAGCGACAGUGCCUGCCUGGCACCACACAGUUCUUAAUGUUUUCCUCUCCCCCACAGGACUUUUGUACAUGGACAAUAAAUCUUAUUUCAGACU
Molecule: messenger RNA, 3565 nt
Organism: Rhea pennata
Lineage: Eukaryota; Metazoa; Chordata; Aves; Rheiformes; Rheidae
Gene: REEP4
Product: receptor accessory protein 4
Exons: 7
Coding region: 1829-2755 (308 amino acids)
Cellular component (GO): endoplasmic reticulum membrane; cytoplasmic microtubule
Molecular function (GO): microtubule binding
Source: RefSeq, a predicted model, not a curated record